CAAGGCGCCCCGUGCCUUGUCAUGGCCAGGACACAACCAACAUGCCCUCUACCGAGCUGGUGCGGAGACGGACUCGUCGCCUUACAACUUGAGACGUGUGCGCUUGGCGACGCAGAGGGCCUCCCCAAAGGCAUUAUCAUUACCCCAAAUGGCGUUUGUUGCACAGGGUGUGACUGAACAUCACGCCUUUGGAGCGGCCGCCCACGCCAAAAUGUCUGAGGCAGGGUGUUCGUGUCACCCCAGGCCAUCACGGGUAUUCAAAAAUAAGAGCUACCUACCAUGUAACGUCAUCUGGAACGCAACUCGCCGAGAUCCCCAUAAAUCAUUCUACCAACCACGCUCUCGGGAGGAGGGGCGGGUUGGAUUGACGAACGACGGGUACAGAUGCAAGACUAGGCCAAUGGCAUCACCAACGCUGCAGUCAAGUGCCUUCCACCACCGCGGGCGCCAAACCCGGGUUUCACCUGGGCUCUAUCAACACCGAAACGGGAGGCAGACUGCAUUGAUGCGGCGUUCUGCCGAAGUCCAAGAUCCCCCGGGUGCUAUCGACGCUACGGCGGAGUUCACAAGCGCCGCCGCGAAUAAACCGCGUAUGCCCGAGAUAAAGCAUCCAUAACCUCCACGAAUUGCUGGUGCCGGACGAUAAGAGCUGCAAGAGCUUCGUGUUCUCCAGCCAUGAGCUCGCCCAG
This is a messenger RNA of Ilyonectria robusta, 689 nucleotides long. RefSeq lists its product as uncharacterized. The transcript has a single exon. Bases 149 to 616 code for a protein of 155 amino acids. NCBI's taxonomy places the organism in Eukaryota, Fungi, Ascomycota, Sordariomycetes, Hypocreales, Nectriaceae. The record is from RefSeq and is a predicted model, not a curated record.